Molecule: messenger RNA, 1237 nt
Organism: Solanum verrucosum
Lineage: Eukaryota; Viridiplantae; Streptophyta; Magnoliopsida; Solanales; Solanaceae
Product: 1-aminocyclopropane-1-carboxylate oxidase homolog 1-like
Source: RefSeq, a predicted model, not a curated record
AUCCUAUUGAUGAAUAAGAGAACAAGAGAUAUCAAGAAAAUGGAUACAAAUGAAUCAAAACAUGAUAGAAAAAGUGAGUUAAAAGCCUUUGAUGACACAAAAUCUGGUGUCAAAGGACUUGUUGAUGCAGGAGUAAGUAAAGUCCCUCAGAUAUUCAUUUCACCUCAAGAUACAUACUCAAAUUCCACCACAGGACAGUUCAUAUUUCCAGUCAUAGACCUCCAAGACAAUAGUCAUGAUCAAAUCAAUCGAAAAGAAGCCAUUGAGAAAGUCCGCGAUGCAUCAGAGACAUGGGGUUUCUUCCAAGUGAUCAAUCAUGGCGUUCCAUGUGAUGUCUUGGAAGAAAUUAUACGAGGUGUUUGUAGUUUUCAUGAACAAGAUAAUGAUAUCAAGAAACAAUGGUAUACGCGAGAGUUUACUAAAAGAGUUGUUUACAAUAGUAAUUUUGAUUUGUAUAGUGCACCAGCAACUAAUUGGAGGGAUACUUUUUUCUGCAUUAUGGCUCCUAAUCCUCCUAGUCCUGAAGAAUUGCCUCCAAUCUGUAGGGAUAUCAUUGUUAAAUACUCUGAGGAAGUGAAGAAACUCGGGCGUUCUUUGUUUGAACUAUUAGCAGAAGCACUUGGGCUCAAUAGAAACUAUCUCAAUGACAUGGAUUGUGAUAAAGGACUUUCAGUUGCAUGUCACUAUUAUCCAGCUUGUCCAGAACCAGAACUUACAUUAGGUGCUAGUAAACAUGCUGAUGACGGAUUCUUGACUUUGCUUCUUCAAGACCAUAUAGGGGGAUUGCAAGUUCUUCAUCGAAAUCAUUGGGUUGAUGUCCCUCCUACCCCUGGUGCUCUUGUUGUAAAUAUUGCAGAUCUUCUGCAGUUAAUAACAAAUGACAAGUUUAAAAGCGUUGAACAUCGCGUUCUAGCAAAUCGUGUUGGUCCAAGGAUAUCUAUAGCAUGCUUCUUCUCCACAUUUUUCCUAGCAUCGUCAAGACUUUAUGGUCCUAUUAAGGAGUUGUUAUCAGAAGAAAAUCCAUCAAAAUACAGAGAAACAACAAUUCAGGAAUAUUCUGCCUAUUUUACUGCAAAGGGACUUGAUGGAACUUCUGCUCUACAACAUUUUAGACUUUAAACUGUUGUAAUGAACUAUCUUUCCAUUUGACUCUUCAUGCUGAUUAUUCAAUGCAUAAUCACUAUUUAUGCAUUGUAAUCUUCAAGUUAUAAGAAUCUCAUAGUUACUUUCUUGGUUA